This is a messenger RNA of Auxenochlorella protothecoides, 942 nucleotides long. RefSeq names its product 5'-nucleotidase SurE. The transcript is spliced from 4 exons. Bases 1 to 942 code for a protein of 313 amino acids. The record is from RefSeq and is a predicted model, not a curated record. Lineage: Eukaryota; Viridiplantae; Chlorophyta; Trebouxiophyceae; Chlorellales; Chlorellaceae. Gene Ontology annotation, molecular function: nucleotidase activity.
AUGGCCCCACUGCGCCCUCACAUCCUGAUCAGCAAUGAUGAUGGCGUCACGGCCCCCGGCCUCGUGUCCCUCGCCACGCUGCUGCACCAGGAGAACUUCUGCGAUUUCAGCGUCUGCGGCCCCAGCGGGGAGCGCUCGGCCCAGAGCCACUCCAUCAACAUCCACCACCCCCUGCAUGCCUUCCCAAUCUCCGUGCCAGGCGCGGAGGAGGCUUGGGCCGUGAGUGGCACCCCGGCAGACUCGGUCAUGCUGGCGCUCUACGGACCCCUGCUCAAGAACAACAAGUUUGACCUGGUGGUCUCCGGCAUCAACCGUGGCGACAACUGCGGCCUGCACAUCAUCUACAGCGGGACAGUAGGCGCCGCGCGCGAGGCCGCCUGCAAGGGCGUGCCCUCCAUCGCGCUCUCGCUGGACAACCACAGCGCACGUAGCAUAGAAGGCUUCGCCCAAGCUGCCAGGCACGGCGUCGUCCUCAUCAAGGCCGUGCUGGGCCUGCUGCCCGGGUCCGCAUCCCUGCUGGAGCCCCUGUCCGGCCACCUGCUCAACAUCAAUGUGCCCGAGGGCGAGGCGCGGGGGUACUGCCUGGCGCACCAGGGGAGGCAGUGCCUGCUCCCGCUCUUCACGGAGGCGGGGCCGCGUGAGGACGUGGACCUGGCCGAGGCGCUGGCCGUGGCUGGUCCCGGCGUCGUCCUGCGGGCCUUCAACAACGUGGGCGGCGACUUUCGAAGGGACGAGGAGGAGGGUACCGACUCCUGGGCGGUGUCGCGGCGCUGGAUCUCGGUCACGCCGCUGGGCCUGCUCUCCGACCUGCCCGGCUCGGCGGCGGCCGCCGCCGCUCGCUGCGACCCGCGCCUGCUGGGCGAGCUGCGCGCUGCGCUCACGGGCGCGGCGCGGGCCGCGGGGGUGGAGUGCCUUGUGCCUGACGGCCGGGCCCUGAUGUGA